Molecule: messenger RNA, 1452 nt
Organism: Pichia membranifaciens NRRL Y-2026
Lineage: Eukaryota; Fungi; Ascomycota; Pichiomycetes; Pichiales; Pichiaceae
Exons: 1
Coding region: 1-1452 (483 amino acids)
Source: RefSeq, a predicted model, not a curated record
AUGAAUUCACGACUGUUAGAAUUAACAAAGUUCAAUACAUCAAGGAAUGACUUGAAACAAGAGUUAUCUUAUCUGUUGAACUCUCGGUCCGGGACAAAACAGUUCACGGCGGCUUUGCGAAUACUCAACAGUAUCAAAGACAGGAAAAUGUUAAACAGAGAGAUUACUACAAUUGCAAAUGUGAUAUUUCUCAAAGAUGGCACAGAAAUAUAUAGUGAACAGUACAAAGAUUUUCUCAGAAGAAUGAAAAUGUGUGUGGGUUACUAUGAAAUACCUAGGCUUUUACAAAAUGAUCAAUACGAACAGGCAUCAUUAAUGGCGUUACAAGAAUUUGAAGAGCUUUCAAAGAAUAAGUAUUUGGAUAAAGGGAAGUUAGCUUAUUCUUUAAGUUUUUUUACUAUUUUGAAAGAGGCCAUCAAACGUAAUGAUACGGUAAUCAUUCUUCACUUACUCGAUGUACUAUCUAAGUACAAUUUGUGCACGGAACCAAACUAUUCUCACAUUUUAGCAGGUGCACUUGCUUCUAAAAAUAGUGCUAUACUAGUUAAGGUGUUUGAAAAUAUACUGAGUAUGGAAUUAACCGAUACAACUUGGGAAUGCUAUGCCGAUGCUAUGCUCUUGGCAGAUGAAAAAGAAAAAGUCUUGAUGGUGAUACCAAAAAUUCAGUCAACUGCUGUUAAAAAUGCUGUAUGUCUCAAACUAAUAUCAUCUUACGGGUUUGAACAAUGCAUGCUUAUUCUGGAAGGGUUGGUUAGUGAUAAAACUCUUGCAUUGCCCAAAAAUGAAGAUUUACCAACUGCUCUACUAUCUAUUCAAGAGCUUGACGUUUACGCUAACAUAGAUGAAAAAUUGCUCACACUCCAAAAGUUAGAGUUAGAAGAUGUGAAGAAGAUUGCUAUAUUUUCUAUCCUUUCAUCUAUAGACAAUGUAGACUGUCAUCCUGGAAGUACUGUGUUUUUUUUAAACGGAUUAGGUAUGGAUAGAUCAGUUUUGACCCAAACACACAAAGACAUUGUGUUCCAUCAGAUUUCCAAAUUUCCUUGCAAGCUGCUAGGAUUGAAAUUUUUAAGCUAUUUCAAAAAUUUGGGGUUACAACUUUCAGCUGAAAACUACUUACACCUUAUGAGAUGUCAAUGUUUUGGGAAAGAGUUUGAUACUUUGUUCUACGUUUUGGUUCGGGUGUUAGAAGACUUUGAAACAAUACCGUUGGGAAUAAAAUCCUUCUUGACUCAAAUGAAUGAACAAGUUCAUGACAGACGUUUACAGGAGCUCUUGCAGAAUGAUUCUUUCAUGUCAGUAGCUGAUAUUAAAACUCAAUUGAACUAUGACUUUUUAGAAAAGAAUAUAGAGGUUGAGCGAGAACGUCGGAAGGAAGAACAUGAAAUCAUUGACGGUUUCACAAAUUACGACUAUGAAGCGGAUAUGAAAUUGGUGGAUUUUUUAGAUUUAUAA